AUGAAGGUUAUCAGAUACAUCGUUUUAAGAUUACUCCUUAGAAAAAGACAGGACAGCAAAGUCAGUAAGAUGAAUGAAUGUAUUUGUCUAGAACAUACUGAAAAAUAUACUUCUCUUAUUUUCACAGGUAAAAAAAUGGCCUAUCAGAAGGUCGGUGCUGAUCAAAGAGCUCCAGGACAUUCACAGUACUUAGACAAUGAUGACCUCCAAGCCACUGCACUUGACUUAGAGUGGGACAUGGAAAAGGAACUGGAGGAGCCUGGUUUUGACCAGUUCCAGCUAAAUAGUGCUGAGCAUCAGAACCUGGAAAAUUCAGAGACUGCAGACCUCAAUCUUGAUCCCAUUCAACCAGCAACUUCACCCAAAGGAAGGUUUCAGAGACUUCAAGAAGAAUCUGACUAUGUGACCCAUUAUACAAGAUCUGCACCAAAGAGCAACUCCUGCAACUUUUGCCGCCUUUUAAAAAUAUUUUGCACGGCAAUCAUUUUAUUUAUUUCUGGAAUCUUGAUAGGCUAUUACUCACGUAAAAAUUGCCCUUCAAAUGCUACAUCUUCAGGAACACUUGAUCUUCAGUUAUACCAGGAGAUUCUCAAGACAAUCCAAGCAGAAGAUAUUAAGAAGUCUUUCAGAAAUUUGGUACAGCUGUACAAAAGUGAAGAUGACACGGAAAUUUCAAAGAAGAUUAAGACUCAGUGGACUACUUUGGGCCUAGAAGAUGUACAGCUUGUAAAUUACUCUGUGUUGCUGAACCUGCCAGGUCUUUUUCCCAGCUCUGUGACUCUGAUCAGCAGUGGCCAGUGCUUUCAUCCUAAUGGCCAGCCUUGCAGUGAAGAAGCCAGAAAAUGGAGCAGCCAAGACCUGCUAUAUUCAUAUGCAGCCUAUUCUGCCAGUGGAAUUCUCGAGGCUGAAGUCAUUGAUGUGAGUUAUGGAAAUGCAGAUGACUUAAAGCGGAUUAAAAAAAUGAAAAAUGUCACAAAUCGGAUUGCACUCUUGAAAUUAGGAAAAUUGCCACUACUUUAUAAGCUUUCCUUAUUGGAAAAGACUGGAUUUGGAGGUGUUCUUCUAUAUAUUGAUCCUUGUGAUUUACCAAAGACUGCAAAUCUUAGCUCUAAUACCUUCAUGGUGUCACUGAAUCCAGGAGGAGACCCUUCUACACCCGGUUAUCCAAGUAUUGGUGGCAGCUUUAGACAAAACCGAUCAAACCUCACCUCUCUACUAGUGCAGCCCAUCUCAGCAUCUCUUGUUGCAAAACUCAUCUCUUUGCCAAAGGAUAGGACCACAAACGGUGCCUGUAGCCCUCUAGAACUUCCCAAUAAUGAGGAAAGAAUUGUCAACAUGAAAAUCCAAACAGUCACAAAAUUUGAAACAGUUGCUAAUGUUGUUGGAUAUUUAAAGGGUUUGACAUUUCCAGACCGUUAUGUCAUAGUUGGCAGCCAUCAUCACACGGCUCACAGUUAUAAUAGACAAGAAUGGGCCAGCAGCACUGCCAUCAUCACAACUUUUAUCCGGGCCUUGAUGUUACGAGUUAAGAGAGGGUGGAGACCAGACCGUACUAUUGUUUUCUGCUCAUGGGGCGGAACAGCUUUUGGAAAUAUUGGCUCCUAUGAAUGGGGAGAGGAUUUCAAGAAGGUUCUGCAGAGAAAUGCUGUGGCUUACAUUAGUCUCCACAGUCCUGUAAGGGGUAACUCAAGUCUCCACUCUGUUGCUUCACCAUCUCUUCAGCAACUGGUAGCUGAGAAAAAUAAAUUCAAUUGUCCCAGAAGAGGUCAGUGCCUGGAAACGAAUAUCAGUUCUGAGCAGAUGCAGGAUGAUGCUGAUUAUUUCAUCAACCAUCUUGGAGUUCCCACCAUGAGGUUUACUUAUGAGGACAUCAAAACAUUAGAGGGUCCAAGUUUUCUCUCUGAGGCUCUUUUUCCUAAACAUGCAACAAAAAUUGAAGAAAUGGAUCCUUUUUUCAAUCUUCAUGAGACCAUUACCAAGCUCUCAGGAGAAGUGAUUUUGCAAAUUGCCAACGAACCAGUUCUGCCCUUUAAUGCUCUUGAUAUAGCUUUAGAAGUUCAAAACAGCCUUAAAGGUGUUCAAGCCAACACCCCUCAACUGCUAGCCCUGGCCUCACGCCUGCGGGAGAGUGCUGAACUCUUUCAGUCAGAUGAGAUGCGUCCUGCUAAUGACCCCAAGGAAAGAGCUCCCAUCCGUGUGCGGAUGUUGAAUGACAUUCUCCAGGACAUGGAGAAGAGCUUCCUAGUGCAGCAUGCACCCCCAGGGUUUUACAGAAAUAUCCUAUACCACCUUGAUGGGAAGACAAGCCAAUUUUCAAUACUCCUGGAGGCUUGGGAGCGCUGCAAGUCACUUGCAUCAAAUGAGACCCUUCAAGAAGCCCUGUCAGAGGUGUUGAAUAGCAUUAAUGCAGCUCAGGUUUACUUCAAAGCGGGACUUGAUGUGUUCGAGAGUGUCUUAGUUGGAAAGAACUGA
Molecule: messenger RNA, 2472 nt
Organism: Rangifer tarandus platyrhynchus (Svalbard reindeer)
Lineage: Eukaryota; Metazoa; Chordata; Mammalia; Artiodactyla; Cervidae
Source: the annotation of a GenBank genome assembly